This is a messenger RNA of Echinops telfairi (small Madagascar hedgehog), 2077 nucleotides long. It is a transcript of the gene TTLL10, whose product is annotated as tubulin tyrosine ligase like 10. Lineage: Eukaryota; Metazoa; Chordata; Mammalia; Afrosoricida; Tenrecidae. Bases 635 to 2077 code for a protein of 480 amino acids. The record is from RefSeq and is a predicted model, not a curated record. Gene Ontology annotation, biological process: protein modification process. The transcript is spliced from 14 exons.
GGCCGCAGAUAAGACCCCGGAACCCAGCGCCUGCACUGUCACCCCAGCCAGGAGCAGGUCCUUGUCCAGCGCAGCACCGACCCCCCUCAGUUCCCAGCUCCCGAGUCGUCCUGUGGGCCACGCCCUCCUAAGCCUUCAGAAGGCCCACUCUGCGACCAAGUCACGAUGUCUCUGCCGGCGCCGAAGCGUGGAGGAUCGACGCCCACGCCCCACGGCCAGUCCCUCCAGGGGAGGCCACACCCAGGGCAGACAGGAUGCUGGCUUAGGCCAGCCCUCUCGAGGCACCAAGCCCCACAGGCCGCACAGAGUCCGGAGCCAGCCCCAGGCAGAGGACCCUGCUAAGGACCCAGAGAGGGUCCCGCCCCUGGGCAAAGCAGACCCGACCUUGAGACAGGUCCAAGGGCCAGGACCCCAGGCAGCCCUGAGGUCCCACCGGAGGGCAGGGGCCCCCUUUACUCAGAGGGACUCCCACCCCACUGCUUCCAUACCCACCGCCCGAAGCUGGACCCCGCUCACCCACCGCCGGGGACCCCCCACAUGGGCCCAGACUGCCACCAAGAGAAACAAGCGAUCCAGGGUGGCAGUGGUCCGGAGAGGCCGCCUCCAAGGGCCAGGCUGGGCCCAUGAGAGAUCGAUGGGCAGUGGGCAAGAGGAGGGGCCCCUUCAUCAGCUGAACCAGCUGGACCAUGAUGCAGAGUUCUCCGAGGAUGCUGACACCACCGGGCCCCAGGCCACCUCCCUGGAGGAGCAGCUGCUGGAGGGGGACAAGCAGACGCCCAGCAAUGGGCAUGGCCCCUUCUUCUACAUCGGGGGCACCAAUGGGGCCUCCAUAAUCGGCGCCUACUGCCGGAGCAGAGGCUGGCAUCGUAUCCAGGACAGCCGGCGGGAGGACUACAAGCUCAAGUGGUGUGAGGUCAAGAGCAGGGACACCUACUGCAGCUUCCGGGAAGGUGAACAGCUUCUCUACCAGCUCCCCAACAACAAGCUCCUCACCACCAAGAUCGGCCUGCUCAGCGCCCUGAGGGAGUACUCGAGGGUGGUGAGCAAGAUCAACAAGACCUGUCUGUGCCCCCAAUCCAAGACCCUGAAAAUGGAAGAGUUUUUCCCAGAGACCUACCGCCUGGACAUCCGGGACGAGCGGGAGGCCUUCUUCGCCCUGUUUAAUGAGACCCAGACCUGGAUCUGUAAGCCCACCGCCUCCAACCAGGGCAAGGGCAUCUUCCUGCUCCGCACCCAGGAGGAGGUCGCUGCCCUCCAGGCCCGGGCGCAGAGCAUCGAGGACGACCCCAUCUACCGCAGGAUGCCUUUCCGGGCGCCCCAGGCACGGAUCAUACAGAGGUACAUCCAGAAUCCACUGCUGCUGGACGGGAAGAAGUUCGACGUGCGCUCCUACCUGCUCAUCGCGUGUGCCAUGCCCUACAUGGUCUUCUUUGGCCAUGGCUAUGCCCGCCUCACCCUCGGGCUCUAUGACCCCAACUCCAGUGACCUCAGUGGCCACUUGACCAACCAGUUCAUGCAGAAGAAGAGCCCCCUCUACAUGCUGCUCAAGGAGGAUACAGUGUGGAGCAUGGGGCACCUCAACCGCUACAUCAACGACAAGUUCAGGAAAGCCAAGGGCCUCCCCAGGGACUGGGUCUUCACCACCUUCACGAAGCGGAUGCAGCAGAUCAUGUCCCACUGCUUCCUGUCUGUCAAGUCCAAGCUGGAAUGUAAGCUGGGCUACUUUGACCUCAUCGGCUGCGAUUUCCUGAUCGAUUCGGACUUCAAGGUCUGGCUGCUGGAGAUGAAUUCCAACCCGGCCCUGCACACCAACUGCGAGGUCCUGAAGGAAGUGAUCCCAGGAGUGGUGAUGGAGACCCUCGAGCCCCUUCGGAGCCCCCAGCCCAGCACCCCAGAUCCCCAGGGCCAGUACACAGCCGCUCUUCCCCUUCCGGCCCCCCAGUCCACCGCCAGCCCCCUCCUGCGCUCCUCGCCGGUGCCUGCCUCCUCUCCACGUGGUUCCGCGCACGACCUGGCUCGGCUGCCGGCCUUGCAGCCCUGGGAUCCUUCACGUCCCGCGCACGGGGAGCGGCUCUGA